CCUCGCCGGCGCCCGCGUCGGGUGCGGCGGCCGGGCCGGGCAGUCGCGUUCCCGCCGCGUCCCGCGCCCGGUCCCUAUGGAGGCGCCGCUCGCCGGCGAGGCCGCCGACCAUGCCUAGGAGGGCCGGGAGCGGGCAGCUGCCGCUACCCCGGGGCUGGGAGGAGGCCAGGGACUACGACGGCAAGGUCUUCUACAUCGACCACAACACCAGGAGGACCAGCUGGAUCGACCCCCGGGACAGGUUAACGAAGCCCUUGUCGUUCGCUGACUGUGUUGGGGAUGAGCUGCCGUGGGGCUGGGAAGCAGGCUUUGAUCCACAGAUCGGCGUCUACUACAUCGAUCACGUCAACAAAACCACACAGAUUGAAGAUCCACGAAAACAGUGGAGGGGGGAGCAGGAGAAGAUGCUCAAGGACUAUCUCUCGGUGGCUCAGGACACUCUCAGGACCCAGAAGGAGCUGUACCACGUGAAAGAACAGAGACUUGCCUUGGCCCUCGAUGAAUAUGUACGAUUAAACGACGCCUACAAGGAAAAGUCAAGUUCUCACACCAGCUUAUUCUCAGGCUCUUCAUCCAGUACUAAAUAUGAUCCCGAUAUUUUAAAAGCGGAGAUCUCCACUACACGCUUAAGGGUUAAAAAGCUGAAGAGAGAACUCUCACAAAUGAAGCAAGAAUUGCUGUAUAAAGAACAAGGCUUUGAAACAUUGCAACAGAUAGAUAAAAAAAUGUCUGGAGGCCAGAGUGGCUAUGAACUUAGUGAAGCCAAAGCCAUUCUAACUGAACUGAAAUCUAUCAGAAAGGCUAUUAGCUCAGGAGAAAAAGAAAAGCAAGAUCUGAUGCAGAGUCUGGCUAAGCUGCAGGAGCGGUUCCACUUGGAUCAGAGCAUUGGCACAUCCGAGCCGGACCUGAGAUCCAGUCCUGUGAACUCGAAUUUAUCUCUCUCCAGACAGACCCUUGACGCCGGGUCACAGACAAGCAUUUCUGGAGACAUCGGAGUGAGAAGUAGAUCAAAUUUAGCUGAAAAGGUCAGGCUGAGCCUACAGUAUGAAGAAGCCAAAAGAAGUAUGGCCAACCUAAAAAUCGAACUGUCGAAACUGGACAGCGAGACGUGGCCCGGGGCGCUGGACAUCGAGAAGGAGAAGCUGAUGCUGAUCCACGAGAAGGAGGAGCUUCUGAAGGAGCUGCAGUUCGUCACCCCACAGAAGCGCUCCCGCGACGAGCUGGAGCGCCUGGAGGCCGAGAGGCAGCGGCUGGAGGAGGAGCUGCUGUCCGUGCGGGGUCCCCCGAGCCGGGCCCUGGCCGAGAGAUUGAAAUUGGAAGAGCGAAGGAAAGAGCUCCUACAGAAACUUGAAGAAAGUACUAAAUUAACUACUUGUUUGCAUUCACAACUUAAAAGCCUCUCGGCCAGCACCCUGUCCAUGUCGUCUGGGAGCAGCCUGGGCUCCCUGGCCUCCAGCCGGGGGUCUCUGAACACCUCCAGCAGGGGCUCGCUCAGCUCCCUGAGUUCCGGAGAGCUCUAUUACACCAGUCAGAGCGACCAGACGGACACGGAUUACCAGUGCAAACUGGACCUCCUUCUGCAGGAGAAAGGCGGCUACAUUCCUUCCGGACCCAUCACCACCAUCCAUGAAAACGAAGUGGUCAAGUCCCCCAGCCAGCCCGGCCAGAGCGGUCCCUGCGGGGCGGCAGCCGCAGCCACAGGCCACACGCCCCCACGGACUGAGGCCCCCAAGUCUGUGACGUCCCUGUCCUCACGGUCCUCCCUCUCCUCCCUGUCCCCUCCCGGCUCUCCCUUGGUUCUAGAAGGCACGUUCCCCAUGUCUGCUCACGAUGUCCCUCUCCAUCGGUUCACUGCUGACUUUGAAGACUGUGAGUUGAGUGGCCAUUUUGCAGACCUCAGCCUCAGCGAAAGUCAGAUCUUGCUGGAUUCUCAUUCAGGAGGAGUGUCCCAGCCUCUCGCGGAGGAUAAGGACCUCGGGGAAUGUGCCCGGGAGCCGUUGUUUGAAGGAACUGCAGAUGUGGAAAAAUCGUUACCGAAAAGAAGAGCCAGCCACCUGCUCGGGGAGAAGACGGCCUGCGUGUCGGCUGCCGUGUCUGAUGAGUCUGUGGCUGGAGACAGCGGGGUCUACGAAGCUUUCGUGAAACAGCCUAGUGAAGCUGAAGAUGUUCCCUACAGUGACGGGGAUGUCACCAUCGUGGAGACGGCCCAGGUGCAGAUCGGCCUCAGAUACGACGCCAAAAGGUCAAGCUUCAUGGUGAUUUUAGCACAGCUCCGAAAUCUUCACGCCUUCUUGAUACCUCAUACUUCAAAAGUCUACUUCAGGGUUGCUCUGCUGCCCUCCUCAGCGGACGUGAGCUGUCUGUUUCGCACGAAGGUUCAUCCGGCCACGGAAUGCAUCUUAUUCAACGACGUGUUCAGAGUGGCCAUUUCCCAAACAGCCUUACAGCAGAAGACGCUGAGAGUGGACCUUUGCUCUGUUAGCAGACACCGGAGUGAAGAAUGCCUGGCUGGAACUCAGAUCAGUCUGGCUGAUUUACCAUUUUCCAGCGAGAUUUUCACUCUGUGGUAUAACCUGCUUCCUUCCAAGCAAAUGUCUUACAAAAAGAAUGACGAAGGAAAUGAGGACUCUGUAUUUCAAACAACUCAGUCAUUAAUAGAUGCGAUAGACUUGGAUGCCGUGUCCGCCUUACUUGCAAGAACAUCAGCCGAGCUCCUGGCUGUGGAACGGCAGUUAGCACGGGAAGAAGAAGAAGAAGAACCAGGGCAGGAAGAAGAGCAACGAGGUCCAGAUGGAGACUGGUUAGCCAUGCUGCGAGAGGCCUCUGAUGAAAUCGCGGCUGAAGGAAAGGCCGAAGCGAAGUUGCCAGAAGACGGCGGCCGUUCGGCAGACUCGUGCUCGUGUCCGAGCGCGCCCGAGGUGGAGGAGGACGCGGGCCGGAGAGACCGCCGCUGUGCCGAGGCCCGCGGGUAUCCGCCACCUGCCGGGCCACGCACCCUGGUCGAUAAAGAGACCAACACGGAGGAGGCCGGUGACCCCGGGGUGGCGGUUCGCCCCAAAGACCGCAGCGGCCUGAGCGCUCGGCAGCGGCCGUUCGUGCGCAGCAGCGUGAUCGUGCGCUCGCAGACCUUCUCCCCGGGGGAGCGCAACCAGUACAUCUGCCGGUUGAAUCGAAGUGACAGUGACAGCUCAACCUUGGCUAAAAAAUCCCUGUUUGUGAGAAACUCCACUGAGCGGCGCAGUUUGAGGGUCAAAAGGACGGUUUGCCAGCCAGUGCUGAGAAGAACAGCUCAAGAACACCCAGGGCGCACAUCUCUAGACCUCGAACUGGACCUCCAGGCGUCUCUAACCCGUCAGAGCCGGCUCAACGAUGAGCUGCAGGCCCUCAGGGGCUUGAGGCAAAAGCUGGAGGAGCUAAAAGCUCAGGGAGAGACUGACCUUCCGCUGGGUGUCCUGGAAGAUGAGAGGUUCCAGAAGCUCCUAAAAGAAGCUGAGAAGCAGGCUGAACAGUCAAAAGAAGAGCAGAAGCAAGGUUUGAAUGCAGAGAAAUUGAUGCGGCAAGUCUCCAAGGACGUGUGCCGGCUCCGGGAGCAGAGCCGGAAGGUGCCUCGGCAGGUGCAGUCCUUCAGGGAGAAGAUUGCCUACUUCACCAGAGCGAAGAUAAGCAUCCCGUCCCUGCCGGCUGAUGAUGUAUGAUCACACCCCCUAAAGAAAUUACUCUGUCACCUCUUCACUAACUAGGGAGGGUACAAGACUGAACAUUUGUUUUGUUUUGUUUUGUUGGGGGGGGGCUGUUUUUUGUAACGUAACUGUCCACUCUUUAAAGAGCUUUCGUAUCACAUCAGAUUUUCAACAUGUUCAUUUGUAAAGUACCUUGAAUGUAAUUCUUGUAUGUUUAAAAAAGAAAAACAAAAUCAGGUAACCAAAAUGGAGUGGUCUGGUCCACAAAUGUCGUCCAGUACACAUGAAUCGCCAGCAGCCUGUGUUUUGUACAAACGGAAUAGAGGUAGCGCCCAGAGUAUACUGUUGAACCAACUGUCAAGAAAGAACUCGGUUUAGCAGAAGGCGAGCUUGGCUUUUCAUUCGAUGUCUUAGGGGCAGACCAGGAGGAUGGCAACAGGCCCACGUGGUAUCUUUGUACCCCUGGUUUGAAGGCGAAUAGGAGUCCAAUGAGUCCAGCUCGAAACAGGUGUUGCGCCCACGCCAUCACCCAUGUUGAAGCCCCUGUUUCCUGAAAACACUUUCAUUCUUGUCCUUUUCUUGGAGUCUAAAGAAAACCAGAUGCUGAGUGGGAAUCUCAGAACCCAAAGGAGCAGGGCUCCGAACUACAGGGAAGACCUUGUGAUUUGUCACAUUAAGGGUGGGCAGGGAGAGGAGAGAGUCAGCUGACUCGAGUCAGCUCGUGAGCGAGCACCCACGGCCCAGAACAUGCCCGGACUCCGCGGCCGUGUUCCAGCCAGGGUUUCCAGCUCGCGCUGCUGAGCUGCUGUCCCAGGUCCGAGGGUGGUGCCCACGACAAGACCAUGGCGGCCGGCGCUCUGAGAACAGACAGCACCCACCUUGUGGCGGGGACACGCACAAGAACUCCCUCAGGAAAACGGGAAUCUUGAUUAAAGUUGCCAAAAAAAAUUUUUUUUAACUUUAUUAAACCGUUUUCUCACAUUCACUAGUAAUUAUUCUGCAGCUCUCAUUCUUAGGGGCUCCCAUCUGUAAUUUGUGGUAAGGAGGCCAAGAGAAGAGUGUGCUUGGGGAGAUUAUCAAUCUGAAGUAUGGGCCAAGGCGUUUGUUUCAGAAAACAAUCCUAGAUGAACUAAGGUAGGCAGAGGAACGGACUCAGCCAGCCAGUGUCCUCCCCCUCCCCAGCCCAAGCACGGGCUUAAAAGAAAGCAAGCCGCCCUAUAGCUCUGCCAACAUAAAGGCUUUUAGAAUAAAGAGUAUUUAUACAGUUUAAAUCCUACUUCUCAUCCAGCCAGUUACAGUAGAAGAGGCAAUUUUUGGCUAGCCGUCUUCUGUAACAAACUAAAUCUUUUUUUUUUUUUAAAGAAAUGCAAAAAUCAUCUUCAAGGAAUGGACCCCUUAAAAAAAUAUGUAUUAAGUUCUAUUUCUAACAUAGAAUCCCCGGCAGGAAUUUUUAGUUUCUUGAAAGUAAUUAUACAUUAUUUUGGAAAGUUCCUUUUACCAGAAUCAAAAUUCAAAUUAAGCAAUUUCUGAACCUGGAACUUCAAUUAUUUUUUCCUCCAUUGUCCCACCACUUACAUCUAAAUGUCUCUGAAGCUAUAACCGGAUGUGACAUGACUUUGAACAUAAACCAGCCUUGUGAAUUGGCUGCACACAGUCCUUCAAGGCCGUGAGGUUCAUUCUAUCAGAUGACUAAGGAGAACUAGAAAGAGAAUACCAUUCAUCCUUGUCAAGGUCAAAUGUGAAAGACAGAGGUUUAUUUAAUGUAGAGCUAAAUGAAGGUCAGCUGUUUUCAGCGUCUUAGUUUGACCGUGAAAAUGUUUAUAGAAUUUUGUGUAGUUAUACCGUUCAAUUCUAUUUUCUUCAUUUAUUUAUUUACGGUCUUAUUUAUGUUCUGUUUAAUAUAUAGUUCGGUUCUGGCCAUUUUAAAUGUUUGACAUAGAAGAGGCUAUAUUGGAAUAUCUACACUUUUAUAAGUCUUCAUCAGAUUCGCUGUUUACUUUUUGAAAUACAAAAAGUUUCAGACAAGUAUAAAAGAAGAAUAAAAUCUGUCUCAGGCUGGUAGUCAACAGUUGUGACCAGGAUUUGGGUUUUCUUUUACAAAAUUUGCUCAUUUCUAACAUGAGAAACGAACUUAUUUUAAUAUAAUCCUUUUCCACACUUUUAAAAAAAUCAGCAAUAGUGUUGUGUAUUUUAGGCAGCUUUUAACAAUUCUGUCAUAUUUGUACUAACCCAAAUGAUUCACAGUGACAAAACAUUUUAAUAACUUGAUCACAAAACCAUAUGAACAAUAUGAAUUUUAAUAUUAUAAAUACUAUUUUUUAAAGGUAGAAUUUAUUCUUCACAGGGUAAAAAGAAUGUAAUAUUUAGUUCUCAAGUUUGAAUUAUCAAUAUGUUAUAAUUUUGUAUAUCAGAAUCUAAGUUACAGGUACAAAAAAACAUAUUGCUAGCCAAAUGAACAAAAUCUAGCUGUCUGUAGCAUGCAAAUCAAAUCUAAAAUCUUUUUUUUUUGCUAUUACUUUAUCUAUAUUGUAUUAAAUAUCAAAAGCUCAGGACUGAACUAAAUAUUUAAUCAGGUUAAAUUCUGAAUAUGUUUCUGUUUCUGUUAAUUGUCUCUGUAAAAGUACGCAAAUACAUCACAUAGAUUAA
Molecule: messenger RNA, 6326 nt
Organism: Neogale vison (American mink)
Lineage: Eukaryota; Metazoa; Chordata; Mammalia; Carnivora; Mustelidae
Gene: WWC2
Product: WW and C2 domain containing 2
Exons: 23
Coding region: 111-3695 (1194 amino acids)
Biological process (GO): negative regulation of organ growth; cell migration; regulation of hippo signaling
Cellular component (GO): cytoplasm
Molecular function (GO): kinase binding; molecular adaptor activity
Source: RefSeq, a predicted model, not a curated record